AGAAGGCUUUAGGAUCUCAUACACUGUACAUGCCGUUUUUCGUUCGUUGCUUUUUUUUAUUUUUUUUUAAAUCAUACAACAACGACGACCACGACACAUGGAACAAUUUUUUUUUUCAAUGCAAUACAUUCGAUUUAGUGUUUAAAUCGAAAAAACCUUCUUUUUUUUCGUUCGCAGAAAGUGUGAUUCAGAUUUAAAAUUCAGUGACACACAGUUUGAAUCUUCUUAGGAAAUAGUUUUGUACAAAUUUAGUGAAAUAAGUGUGAGCAAGCAGAGCCGCUCAUGUGCGAGUGAUUCAGUGUAAUUGCCGUCUUAGGACCCCAGUGAUUUUUUUUUUUUGAUAAGAGAAUAGAAAACAGACACACAUUUGAUUGGCAAAAAUGUCGGCGAUACAUGCAAUGAGCUCAAAUUCAAACAGUCCUACCGAUCCUCUGCGACAUAAUCUCAAAGUAAACGGUAUCAUCUCACAGAACAACACCAAAACAAAUAUGGUCUAUUCGCCGUUGGCACUGGCCAACAAUACAAAUGUUAACAACAACAAUAACAAUAACCACAUAACAAACAACAAUUCAAAUGCUGACAAUUCGUCAGGCUAUCGAAAUAAUAUCACCCCAGAAAAUUCAGCGCUGUGCAAAACCACACUUUUCUUUCCGGAAAAACAAUUUCAAGCAUUUCCCAACGACAAAAUGUUCAUUCGCAAAACAGAAAGUGAUUUUGAAAACAGUCGAUUGAUCGAAUCGAUGUCGAAUCGAGAGAGUGACAAUCAAUCACAAGCGUAUGCUGUGUCCCCCUCAUUGGUCCUAUCGCCGAAUGGCCAGUCAACGAGCUCAUCGGGAAUGUUCAAUUCGGAAAUGGGACGCAAAACACUCGAUUUCAGUCCCGACCAUAUAGUGUGUCUGUGCGAAGCACUCCAGCAAAAAGGUGAUAUUGACAAAUUGGCACAACUUUUGUACAAUCUACCAAAAAACGAACUCGUUCGACCCAACGACAGUAUUUUAAGAGCGCGAGCAGUAGUUGCAUAUCAUCAAGGUCUCUAUCAUGAUCUCUACAAAUUACUUGAGUCGCACUGUUUUUCCAUAAAAUUCCACAACGAAUUGCAAUUGCUUUGGUUCAAAGCCCACUACAAAGAGGCGGAAAAAGUGCGAGACCGUCGAUUAGGAGCUGUCGACAAAUAUCGCAUACGAAAAAAGUAUCCGCUGCCGAAGACGAUCUGGGAUGGUGAAGAGACGGUUUAUUGUUUUAAGGAAAAAAGUCGAAAUGCACUCAAAGAUUGCUACGAACGGAAUCGGUAUCCGACACCCGAGGAGAAGAAGUUGCUGGCGAAAAAGACUGGGCUAACGUUAACACAAGUGUCAAAUUGGUUUAAGAAUCGACGACAAAGGGAUCGAACCCCGCAGAGCCGUUUGGAUAUGAUACCAGUGAUACCAAGCUCAGGGAUAGACAGCAAUUUUUCACGGAUUUUCACCCAUGGCAAUUAUCCGCAUGCCUCAUACGCAAAUGAGGAUGUCUACAGUACAUAAGCUGCUCAUAGCACAGCACACAACCACCACACACACACACACACAGACUGGCCAAAGAGUUUCGCCGCAUCCAAAUGAAACGACACACAAAACAAAACAAAAAAAGAAAUAAAAACAAACAAUUCCUCGAAACAAAACAAUUAUCCGUUAUCAUUUGUGGUGUGAAUCAAGUUCUCUUCUGUAAUAAGUUUUAUUAAAACAACCAAAUUGCAUUUA
Sitodiplosis mosellana (orange wheat blossom midge) is the source of this 1736-nucleotide messenger RNA. It is a transcript of the gene Six4, whose product is annotated as protein sine oculis. NCBI's taxonomy places the organism in Eukaryota, Metazoa, Arthropoda, Insecta, Diptera, Cecidomyiidae. The transcript has 7 exons. The record is from RefSeq and is a predicted model, not a curated record. Gene Ontology annotation, molecular function: DNA-binding transcription factor activity, RNA polymerase II-specific; RNA polymerase II cis-regulatory region sequence-specific DNA binding. The coding region runs from base 381 to 1520 and encodes 379 amino acids. Gene Ontology annotation, biological process: regulation of transcription by RNA polymerase II. Gene Ontology annotation, cellular component: nucleus; transcription regulator complex.